Cordyceps fumosorosea ARSEF 2679 is the source of this 951-nucleotide messenger RNA. RefSeq lists its product as hypothetical. The transcript has a single exon. The record is from RefSeq and is a predicted model, not a curated record. NCBI's taxonomy places the organism in Eukaryota, Fungi, Ascomycota, Sordariomycetes, Hypocreales, Cordycipitaceae. Gene Ontology annotation, molecular function: RNA nuclease activity. The coding region runs from base 1 to 951 and encodes 316 amino acids.
AUGACCUCCAUAGCGGCUGACCCUCAGUCCGUUGGCGAGAAGCCCGCCAAGAUCGCCGUCCUCAUCGACGCCGAGAACGCUUCCCCCAGCAUGGCCAGCGCCCUGCUCGCCGAGAUCGCCAAGUACGGCACGCCCUUCGUCAAGCGCGCCUACGGCGACUGGACCGGCAGCCUGCUCAACGGCUGGAAGGAGAGGCUUCUCGAGAACUCUAUCCAGCCGAUCCAGCAGUUCUCGUAUACCCAGGGCAAGAACUCCAGCGACGCGGCCAUGAUCAUCGACGCCAUGGACCUGCUGUACACGCGGCGCUUCGACGCCUUCUGCCUCGUCACCAGCGAUAGCGACUUUACCCGCCUCGCCUCGCGCAUCCGCGAGUCUGGACUCGUCGUCUACGGGUUUGGCGAGCGCAAGACGCCCCAGCCGCUGGUCACCGCCUGCGACAAGUUCAUCUACCUCGACAACCUGUCGCUGCCCGUCCACGUCGGCGGCGGCGCCUCGACGCUCAAGGAUGCCACCGCCGCGACGAACAAGGAUGGCGCCGCCGCGACGCAGAGAGACGUCGCCACCGCCGCAGCGCAGGAGGAUGCCGUCGCGACGCAGCGCGUCCACGUCGCCUCGGAGGGCAGUGCCGUGACGCACAAGGACGCCGCUGCUGCUACUCAUAGGGAUGGCGCCGCAGCGCAGGGUGCUGCCGCGAAGCAGCCCAUUCCCGCGCCGACCUUCAUCAAGAGCGCGAUCAAGGCCGUCUCCGACGACGACGGGUGGGUCAACGUGGCGCGUCUCGGAGGGCUCAUCACCAAGUGGCAGCCGGACUUUGACCCGCGCAGCUUCGGCUUCGAGAAGCUCAGCCUGUUGCUCAACGAAUACCCGUUUGUGGAAACCACGCAGCGUUUUCCCGCGCAAGGUAAGCCGCCCGUACUGUACGUGCGGGUCAGGGGGCGGGUGAACAAGUGA